GUUCUCACUUGGUGCUUAGACAAAAUCAAAAUGAGGAAGCAUCGACAUUUGCCUUUAGUGGCCAUCUUUUGCCUUUUUUUCUCAGGCUUUUCCUUUACUCGUGCACAACAACAAGCAGAUGUCAAAAAUGGCGCUGCUGCCGAUAUAAUAUUUCUAGUGGAUUCCUCUUGGAGCAUUGGAAAGGAACAUUUCCAACUUGUUCAAGAGUUUCUAUAUGAUGUUAUAAAAUCCUUAGCUGUGGGAGAAAACGAUUUCCGUUUUGCUCUGGUCUGGUUCAACGGCAGCCCAGAUACCGAGUUCCUGUUAAAUACGUAUCGUUCUAAACAAGAAGUCCUCUCCCAUGUUUCCAACAUGUCUUAUACUGGGGGAAGCAAUCAGACUGGAAGAGGAUUAGAAUACGUAAUGCAAAAUCACCUCACUGAGGCUGCCGGAAGCCGGGCCAGAGAUGGAGUCCUUCAGGUUAUCAUAGCGUUAACCGAUGGACACUCGAAGGAUGCCCUUGCUCUGCCUUCAGCGGAACUUAAAUCUGCUGAUGUUAACGUGUUUGCAAUUGGAGUUGAGGAUGCAGAUGAAGGAGCGUUAAAAGAAACAGCAAGUGAACUGCUCAAUACGCAUAUUUUCAACCUAGAGAAUUUUACCUCACUUCAUGACAUAGUAGGAAACUUAGUGGCCUGUGUGCAUUCAUCCAUGACUCCAGAAAGGGCUGGAGGCACAGAGACCCUUAAAGACAUCACAGCACAAGACUCUGCUGACAUUAUUUUCCUAAUUGAUGGAUCAAACAACACCGGAAGUGUCAAUUUCGCAGUCAUUCGCGACUUCCUUGUAAAUCUCCUUGAGAGACUCUCAGUUGGAACUCAGCAGAUCCAAGUGGGGGUGGUCCAGUAUAGCGAUGAGCCCAGAACCCUGUUCUCCUUAAACAGCUAUUCCACCAAGGCUCAGGUUCUGGACGCAGUGAAAGCCCUGGGGUUCAUCGGUGGGGAGAUGGCCAAUGUCGGCCUUGCCCUUGAUUUUGUGGUGCAGAAUCACUUCACCCGGGCAGGGGGCAGCCGAGUGGAGGAAGGGGUUCCCCAGGUGCUGGUCCUCAUAAGUGCUGGGCCUUCUAGUGAUGAAAUCCGAGACGCAGUCAUAGCACUGAAGCAGGCUAGCAUUUUCUCGUUUGGCCUCGGAGCCCAGGCCGCCUCCAAGGCAGAGCUUCAGCACAUAGCUACCAAUGACAACUUGGUGUUUACUGUCCCGGAAUUCCGUAGCUUUGGGGACGUCCAGGAGCAAUUACUGCCGUACAUUGUUGGCGUGGCCCAAAGGCACAUUGUCUUGCAACCGCCAACCAUUGUCACCCAAGUCAUUGAAAUCAACAAGAGGGACAUAGUUUUCCUGGUCGAUGGCUCUUCUGCCCUGGGACUGGUCAGCUUCAAUGCAAUCCGCGACUUCGUUGCCAAGGUCAUCCAGAGGCUGGAGAUCGGACAGGAUUAUAUCCAAGUGGCAGUGGCUCAGUACGCAGACACCGUGAGGCCGGAGUUUUAUUUCAAUACCUACCCCACCAAGAGGGAGGUCAUGACCGCCGUGAGGAAAAUGAAGCCCAUGGAUGGCUCGGCCUUGUACACAGGCUCUGCUCUGGACUUUGCUCGGAACAACCUGUUCACGGGGGCGGCCGGCUAUCGGGCCGCCGAGGGGGUCCCUAAGCUUUUGGUGCUGAUUACAGGUGGUAAGUCCUUAGAUGAAGUCAGCCAGCCUGCCCAGGAGCUGAAGAGAAGCGGCAUCAUGGCCUUUGCCGUCGGGAACAAGGUGGCCAACCGGGCUGAGCUGGAAGAGAUCGCUUUCGAUUCCUCCCUGGUGUUCAUUCCUGCCGAGUUCCGAACCGCCCCUUUGCAGGGUGUGCUGCCUGGCUUGCUGGCGCCUCUCAGGACCCUCUCUGGAACCACUGAAGUUCACGUAAACAAAAGGGAUAUCAUCUUUCUUUUGGAUGGAUCGUUCAACGUUGGAAAGACCAAUUUCCCUUACGUGCGGGACUUUGUCAUAAAUGUAGUUAACAGCCUUGAUGUUGGAAGCGACCACUUCCGUGUCGGUUUAGUGCAAUUUAGUGACACUCCAGUGACGGAGUUCUCUCUGAACACCUACCAGACCAAGUCAGAUUUGCUAGCUCACCUGAGGCAGCUGCAGCUCAAGGGGGGUUUGGGCCUGAACACGGGCGCAGCCCUAAGCUAUGUCUAUGACAACCACUUCACCGAAGCCGGCGGCAGCAGGAUCCGGGACCGAGUGCCGCAACUCCUGCUCUUGCUCACAGCCGGGCAGUCUGAGGACUCCUAUUUGCAAGCUGCCAAUGCCCUAGCACACGCAGGCAUCCUGACCUUUUGCGUGGGCACUAGCCAGGCCAAUAAGGCAGAGCUUGAGCAGAUUGCUUUUAACCCGAGCCUGGUGUAUCUCAUGGAUGAUUUCAGCUCCCUGCCUGCUUUGCCUCAGCAGCUGAUUCAGCCCCUAACCACUUAUGUUAGUGGAGGUGUGGAGGAAGUGCCACUCGCCCAGCCAGAGAACAAGCGAGACAUCCUGUUCCUCUUUGAUGGCUCAGCCAAUCUCGUGGGCCAGUUCCCUGCCGUCCGUGACUUCCUCUACAAGGUCAUUGAUGAGCUGGAUGUGAAACCUGACAGGACCCGGAUUGCGGUGGCUCAGUACAGCGAUGAUGUCAGGGUGGAGUCCCGUUUUGAUGAGCACCAGAACAAGCCCGAGAUCCUGAAUCUCGUGAAGAGAAUGAAGAUCAAGACGGGCAAAGCCCUCAACCUGGGCUAUGCCCUGGACUACGCACAGAGGUACAUCUUUGUGAAGUCUACUGGAAGCCGGGUCGAGGAUGGAGUGCUUCAGUUCCUGGUGCUGCUGGUGGCGGGAAGGUCAUCCGAUCGUGUGGACAGGCCAGCUCUCAACCUGAAACAGAGUGGGGUGGUGCCCUUCAUCCUCCAGGCCAAGAACGCAGACCCCGCCGAGCUGGAGCAGAUAGUACCGUCCCCCGCCUUUAUCUUGGCUGCAGAGUCCCUUCCCAAGAUUGGAGACCUUCAACCACAGAUCGUAAACCUCUUAAAAUCGGUGCAAAAUGGGGCGCCAACACCAGUUUCAGUUGAAAAGGAUGUGGUGUUUCUGAUCGACGGCUCCGAGGGUGUCAGGAGCGGCUUCCCGCUGUUGAAAGAGUUUGUCCAGAGAGUGGUGGAGAGCCUGGACGUGGGUGCGGACCGGGUGCGUGUAGCUGUGGUGCAGUACAGCGACCGGACCAGGCCCGAGUUCUACCUGAAUUCCUACAUGGACCAGCAGAGCAUCGUCAGUGCCAUCCGCGGGCUGACGCUGCUGGGCGGGCCAACCCCCAACACCGGGGCCGCCCUGGACUUUGUCCUGAGGAACAUCCUGAUUGGCUCCGCUGGAAGCCGCAUAGCAGAAGGCAUCCCCCAGCUCCUCAUCGUCCUUGCGGCCGACAGGUCUGGGGAUGAUGUGAGCGGCCCCUCGGUGGUCCUGAAGAGGGGAGGGGCCGUGCCUAUCGGCAUCGGCAUCGGGAACGCUGACAUCACCGAGAUGCAGACCAUCUCCCUCAUCCCGGACUUCGCAGUGGCCAUUCCCACCUUCCGGCAGCUGGGCACCGUCCAACAGGUCAUCUCCGAGAGAGUGACCCAGCUCAGCCGCGAGGAGCUGAGCAGGUUGCGGGCAUCUGUGGUCCCUGUAACAAGCCCGGGUGUCGGCGGCAAGAGGGAUGUGGUCUUUCUCAUCGAUGGGUCCCAAAGUGCCGGCCCCGAGUUUCAGUACAUCCGUACCCUCAUUGAGAGGCUGGUUGACUACCUAGAUGUGGGCUUCGACAUGACCCGGGUGGCGGUCAUCCAGUUCAGCGAGGACCCCAGGGUGGAGUUCCUGCUGAACGCCCACUCCAGCAAGGACGAGGUGCAGAACGCGGUGAGGAGGCUGCGGCCCAAAGGUGGGAGGCAGAUCAACAUUGGGGGCGCCCUGGAGUACGUGUCAAGGAAUAUCUUCAAGAGGCCUCUGGGGAGCCGGAUUGAAGAGGGAGUCCCUCAGUUCCUGAUCCUCAUUUCUUCCGGGAAGUCUGAUGAUGAGGUAGAUGAAUCGGCAGUAGAGCUCAAGCAGUUUGGCGUGGCGCCACUUAUAAUCGGAAGGAACGCAGACCAGGAGCAGUUGGUGAAGAUCUCCCUGAGCCCUGAAUACGUGUUCUCAGUGAGCACCUUCCGGGAGCUGCCGAGCCUGGAGCAGAAACUGCUGACACCCAUCACAACCCUAACCUCCGAGCAGAUACAGCAGCUCCUGGCCAGCACGCGCUACCCUCCUCCAGCCGUGGAGAGCGAUGCUGCAGACAUCGUCUUCCUCAUCGACACCUCUGACAGUGUGAGGCCGGAUGGCAUUGCACACAUUCGGGACUUUGUUAGCAGGGUCGUGCGGAGACUUAACAUUGGCCCUAAUAAAGUGAGGAUUGGGGUCGUGCAGUUCAGCAAUGAUGUCUUCCCAGAGUUUUACCUGAAGACCUAUAAAUCCCAGGCCAGUGUGCUGGAUGCCAUACGUCGCCUGAGGUUCAAAGGGGGGUCUCCGCUGAACGCUGGCAAAGCUCUGGAAUUCGUGGCAAGGAAUUUCUUUGUCAAGUCUGCUGGGAGCCGGAUAGAAGACGGGGUGCCCCAACACCUGGUUCUGUUUCUGGGUGGCAAAUCCCAGGACGAUGUUUCCAGGUAUUCCCAGGUGAUAAGCUCCGCGGGGAUUGCGAGUUUAGGAAUAGGAGACCGAAACAUCGACAGAAUGGAGCUGCAGACCAUCACCAACAACUCCAGACUAGUCUUCACGGUUCGGGAGUUCAGAGAGCUCCCCAACAUAGAAGAAAGGGUCAUGAACUCCUUUGGACCCUCCAGGGUCACCCCUGCCCCUCCGGGAGUGGACAUGCCCUCUCCCUCACGGCCAGAGAAAAAGAAAGCAGACAUUGUGUUCCUGUUGGAUGGUUCCAUCAAUUUCCGGAGGGACAGUUUCCAGGAAGUGCUCCAUUUCGUGUCUGAAAUUGUGGACACGGUUUAUGAAGGGGGGGACUCCAUCCAAGUGGGGCUGGUCCAGUACAACUCUGACCCCACUGACGAAUUCUUCCUGAAGGACUUUUCCACCAAGCAGCAGAUUAUUGAUGCCAUCAACAAGGUGGUCUACAAAGGGGGGAGGCAUGCAAACACCAAGGUGGGCCUGGAGCACCUGCGGCUGAAUCACUUCGUGCCAGAGGCAGGCAGCCGCCUGGAUCAGAGAGUCCCGCAGAUUGCCUUUGUGGUCACCGGAGGAAGGUCGGUGGAGGAUGCCCAGGAGGCGAGCCUGGCACUCACCCAGAGAGGUGUCAAAGUGUUCGCAGUGGGCGUGAGGAACAUCGACUCAGAGGAGGUGGGGAAGAUCGCGUCCAACAGUGCCACGGCGUUCCGAGUGGGGAGCGUCCAGGAGCUGUCGGAAUUGAGCGAGCAGGUUUUGGAAACUCUGCAUGACGCGAUGCAUGAAACCUUAUGUCCUGGUGUGCCUGAUGUUUCCAAAGUCUGUAACCUGGAUGUGAUUCUGGGCUUUGAUGGCUCAAGAGAUCAGAACAUAUUUGUGGCUCAGAGGGGCUUUGAGUCCAAGAUGGACACCAUCCUGAAUAGAAUCAGCCAGAUGCAAAGAAUCAGCUGCAGCGGCGGCCAGCUGCCCACGGUGCGGGUGUCCGUGGUGGCCAACACGCCCUCAGGCCCCGUGGAGGCCUUUGACUUUGCUGAGUACCAGCCAGAGCUGUUUGAGAAGUUCCAGAGCAUGCGCACCCAGCAGCCCUACAUCCUCACCGCGGACACUCUGAAGCUCUACCAGAACAAGUUCCGGCAGGCCUCGCCAGACAGUGUGAAGGUGGUCAUUCAUUUUACUGAUGGGGUGGAUGGAGAUCUGGCUGAUUUACAAAGAGCAUCGGAGGAACUCCGACAAGAAGGCGUCCGAGCUCUGAUCUUCGUGGGCCUUGAACGUGUCGCCAACUUGGAGCAGCUGAUGCAGCUGGAGUUUGGGCGAGGAUUCAUGUACAACCGGCCCCUGAGACUGAACUUGCUGGACCUAGACUAUGAACUAGCGGAGCAACUUGACAACAUUGCAGAGAAAGCCUGCUGUGGGGUUCCCUGCAAAUGCUCUGGACAAAGAGGAGACCGAGGGCCCAUUGGCAGCAUUGGGCCAAAGGGUAUUCCUGGAGAAGAUGGCUAUCGAGGUUAUCCUGGUGACGAGGGUGGACCUGGUGAGCGCGGCCCGCCUGGUGUGAACGGCACUCAAGGUUUUCAGGGCUGCCCCGGGCAGAGGGGCAUAAAGGGCUCUCGUGGAUUCCCAGGAGAGAAGGGUGAAUUAGGAGAAAUUGGACUGGAUGGUCUUGACGGUGAAGAUGGAGACAAAGGAUUGCCUGGUAUUUCUGGAGAGAAAGGGAAUCCAGGAAGAAGGGGUGACAAAGGACCCAAAGGAGACAAAGGAGAAAGAGGGGAUGUUGGGAUCAGAGGUGACUCGGGUAACUCAGGACAGGACAGCCAGCAGAGAGGACCCAAAGGAGAAACCGGAGACAUCGGCCCCAUGGGUCUCCCUGGGACAGAUGGGGUGUCUGGCGGGCCUGGAGAACCCGGGAAAAGCGGCGGCUUUGGCCGAAGGGGACCAGCAGGGGCUAAGGGCAACAAGGGCGGUCCCGGCCAGCCAGGCUCUGUGGGAGAGCAGGGGACCAGAGGUGCACAGGGUCCUCCUGGUCCCACCGGCCCUCCAGGCCUGAUCGGUGAACAAGGCAUUCUUGGACCUCGGGGAAACGGGGGGACCGCAGGUGCUCCUGGAGAACGUGGCAGAACCGGGCCCCUGGGAAGAAAGGGUGAGCCUGGAGAUCCAGGACCCAAGGGAAGCAUCGGGAACCGAGGCCCUCGUGGGGAGACGGGAGAUGACGGACGGGAUGGAGUUGGCAGUGAGGGACGCAGAGGCAAAAAAGGAGAAAGAGGAUUCCCCGGAUACCCAGGAGCAAAGGGCAAUCCUGGUGAGCCGGGGACCGACGGAGCACUGGGACCCAAAGGCAUCAGAGGCCGAAGGGGAAAUGCGGGACCUCCAGGGAUAGCUGGACAGAAGGGAGACCCUGGUUACGCAGGACCAUCUGGUUACAAAGGCAGCAGAGGUGACUCGAUGGACCAAUGUGCCCUUGUCCAGAGCAUCAAAGAUAAAUGUCCUUGCUGCUACGGGCCCCUGGAAUGCCCUGUCUUCCCGACGGAGCUGGCCUUCGCCUUGGACACCUCCGAGGGGGUCACCCAGGACGCGUUCAGCCGGAUGAGGGAUGUGGUCCUGAAGAUCGUGGACGACCUGACCAUCGCCGAGAGCAACUGCCCGCGGGGGGCCCGCGUGGCCGUGGUCACCUACAACAAUGAGGUCACCACGGAGAUCCGCUUUGCUGACUCCAGGAAGAAGUCUGUUCUCCAGGACAAGAUCAAAAACCUUCAGGUGGCUCUGACAUCCAAGCAACAGAGUCUGGAAACUGCCAUGUCCUUCGUGGCCAGAAACACGUUUAAGCGGGUGCGGAAUGGAUUCCUGAUGAGGAAGGUGGCUGUUUUCUUCAGCAAUAAACCCACGAGGGAGUCCCCGCAGCUCAGGGAGGCCGUGCUCAAGCUCUCGGAUGCUGGGAUCACACCAUUGUUCCUCACGAGCCAGGAGGACUGGCAGCUGGUCAACGCCCUGCAGAUCAAUAACACAGCGGUGGGUCAUGCCCUUGUCCUACCAGCUAGCGGAGACCUCACGGACUUCUUGACGAAAGUCCUGACUUGUCACGUUUGCUUGGACAUCUGCAACAUCGACCCAUCCUGUGGAUUUGGCAACUGGAGGCCUUCCUUCAGGGACCGGAGAGCAGCGGGCAGCGACGUGGAUAUCGACAUGGCUUUCAUCUUAGAUAGCUCCGAGUCCACCACUCUGUUCCAGUUCAACGAGAUGAGGAAGUACAUACUGUACCUGGUCCAACAGCUGGACAUGAGCCCGGACCCCAAGGCCUCCCAGCACUUCGCCAGAGUGGCGGUCGUGCAGCAUGCACCCUAUGAGUCUGUGGGCAACGCCAGCGUGCCGCCUGUGAAGGUGGAAUUCUCCCUGACUGACUACGGCUCCAAGGAGAAGCUCCUGGCCUUCCUCGGAAGCAGGAUGGCACAGCUCCAGGGGACCAGGGCUUUGGGCAGUGCCAUCGACUAUACCAUUGAGAACAUCUUUGAAAGUGCACCCAACCCACGGGACCUGAAGCUCGUGGUCCUGAUGCUGACAGGCGAGGUGCAGAACCAGCAGCUGGAGGAGGCCCAGAGAGCCAUCCUGCAGGCCAAAUGCAAGGGUUACUUCUUCGUGAUCCUGGGCAUUGGUAGGAAGGUAAACGUCAAGGAGCUGUUUGGCUUCGCCAGUGAACCAAACGACAUCUUCUUCAAGCUCGUGGACAAGUCUACUGAGCUCAACGAAGAGCCUCUGAUGCGCUUCGGGAGGCUGUUGCCAUCCUUCAUCAGCAGUAAAAAUGCUUUUUACCUGUCCCCAGAUAUCAGGAAACAGUGUGAUUGGUUCCAAGGGGACCAACCGGCAAAGAAUCUUGUGCAGUUUGGUUACAAACAAAUAAAUGUUCCGAAUAAUGUUACUUCAAGUCCUACAUCUAAACCAGUGACCACAGCAAAGCCAGUGACCACCACCACCAAACCAAUAACAGUGGUAAACCUGCCGGCCUCAAAGCCAGCUUCCAUGAGACCUGUGGCCGAGAGACCCGUGGCUGGGAGACCCAUGGCCACCAAGCCUGAGGCUGUCAAGUCCAUGGCCACCAAGCCUGAGGCCGCCAAGCCCGAGGCCAUCAAGCCCUUGGCCAAGCCUGUGGCCACCAAGCCCGAGGUCGCCAAGCCUGUGACCACCAAGCUCGUGGGCACCAAGCCAGAGGCCACCAAGCCCGAAGUUGCCAAGCCCGUGGCCACCAAGCUUGAGGCCACCAAGCCUGAGGUUUCGAAGACAGUGAGACCCGCAGUGGUCGCGAGGCCCGCAGGAGCAAAGCCGGCCCCUGCCAGACCCCCUGCUGCUGCCAAGCCCAUGGCCGCAAAGCCUGACACCCCCAGGCCCCAGGCAGCCAAACUGGCUGCCACCAGACCAGCCACUGCUAAGCCCAUGGCACUCCAUCUUGCAGUUAAGGCACCCCGAGAGGUCCACACGUCUGAAAUCACAGAGAACAGCGUCAAACUCCACUGGGAGAGGCCCGAGCCCCCCAGCCCUUAUUUAUACAACCUCACCAUCACCUCGGCCCACGAUCAGUCCCCGGUUCUGAAGAAGAACCUCACGGUCACGGACCUCGUCAUCGGGGGCCUGCUCCCUGGGCAGACGUACCACAUCACGGUGAUCUGUUACCUAAGGUCUCAGAUCAGAGCCGUCUACCAAGGCAGUUUCAGUACAAAGAAAAUUCAGCCUCCAUCUCCACAAACGGUGAGGUCAGCUUCUAGUUCAACCAUCAAUCUAGUGGUGAGUGCAGAACGGCUGGCUGGGAGUAAAACAGAUAUAUGUAAGUUGCCAAAAGAAGAAGGAACUUGCAGGGACUUUAUAUUAAAAUGGUACUAUGAUUCCAUUACUGAAAGCUGCGCCAGAUUCUGGUAUGGAGGUUGUGGUGGAAAUGAAAACAGAUUUGAUUCACAGGAUGAAUGUGAAAAGGUUUGCCCUCCUGUGCUCAUCAAGCCCGGAGUCAUUGCUGCGAUUGGGACCUAAGCGUGGCCGACCAGUGACACAUACCUCUUGAAGAAGAAGGAGUCAGCCAUUGCCAGUCAUCUUUGUAGAAGCUCUGGGUAUAGAUUCCCUUGCACUGUACCAUUUCCUGCUUUGAUUUACACUCGAACUUGGGAGGAAACGUCUGCUGCAUGACCUAUCAAUAUGGUGCUAAAUGUGUCUGUGGAGUCAACCCUCUUUGUCUCCGGGCAAUUACAUUGUAUACUUUGAACGUUGUAUAAUAGUUAUCCACUGCUGGAGUUUAUGUGAAUAUUCCUAUAAAUUCAAAUUCCCUCUGGAGUUUCACAUUAUGCCUGUUACAGGCAAGUGUAAGAUCUAGAAAAUAACCCCCAAUUUCACAGCUACUCUAUAUACUUCUGCUUGGUUCAUUUUUUCCCCCUCUUAAUUAAGCAUGACUUUAGAUGGAAAGCCUGUGUAUAGAGAAAAAACAAAAGUCUAACUUUUCCAUUCCCCUCCCAAUUUCCUGGAUUAGAUUUUGAGCUAAUUUCCUUUUUCUAGAGCUUCUAACAAACAAUCUAGUUAGAAGGAAGCAAAACCCCCUAAUCUCUGUGCACUGUUGUGGGACCAAUGCCUUAAUUAAAGAAUGAAAAGAAAGUCAUAAUAGAGAAGAUUUUUUGGCAUUCCUCUAAUGUUGUGUCUGUGUUGUUUUUUUGGGGGGGGUUAAUUUUAAUUUUAAAAAUUUUAGGAAAUUUAUACAAAGAAACUUUUUAAUAAAGUAUAUUGAAAGUGG
Molecule: messenger RNA, 10462 nt
Organism: Mesoplodon densirostris (Blainville's beaked whale)
Lineage: Eukaryota; Metazoa; Chordata; Mammalia; Artiodactyla; Ziphiidae
Gene: COL6A3
Product: collagen type VI alpha 3 chain
Exons: 43
Coding region: 31-9714 (3227 amino acids)
Molecular function (GO): protein binding; serine-type endopeptidase inhibitor activity
Source: RefSeq, a predicted model, not a curated record